AUGAUUUGGUUCUGGGUCUUCGCCUGGAUCUUCACGAUCGCCGAAUGUGUGGCAAAGUUACUGCCCGAGACGUUCACUACCGGCUCAGCGCCUACUCAACUGUCAACUGUCCAGAUCUUGAUCAAGUUGGUGCGAGCCAUGUUCGUCCAUAUAGUUAUCGUCACCACUAUGAGUAUCGGAGUCGGCAUUGCUAUCGCAUCGCACCAUUUCACGCACGACACGCUCAAGGCCGACGUGUACUGGCCCAUGAUGUGCUACAACUUCAUCCUGACCGUCACCGAUACUCACACGCGCUACAUUUUUAAGGUAGAGACUGUUAAUGGGCAGACGAAGGCGCUGCGUCAGAGUCGACGGGCGCGACAACUCACUACAGCGGCACCUUCUCCACGUCGGUCUCCUUCGUUGACUCAGUUCCUCCGAGUAUUUAAUCAAAACUUGGCGCUGGUCGUCUCUGGGCUAUCCGCAGGAGCUUUCGUGCACGUGGCCAGCUCAAUUGAAAUGAGGGAGAAGUGGCAGCUCGUAGUGUUCGCCAUGUGCAGCCAAACGCUCAAGUUCUUGAUCCAGGCGGCUGCAAAGUUGUACCUAGGGAGGCGAAAGCGGACCCCUUCACUCCGUACGAUGGCGAUCAUUAUGGCAGCUCCCACAAUUUUGGUCGACACCCAGCUACGAACAGUGAUUUUGUGUCUGGACAGUAAAUCUUUGACGCUGGCCGGCUCCUACCCCCUCCCACGGGUUAAGAUGAAUUCUGACGAUGGUUUGGUUGAAACGCUUCGCGCUCAAUCUCUGGUGGUGAGUACAGGGUCUCUGUCAUCGCCGGAACUGGAGGGCGUAGCUCGAGUCCAGAAGCUCACUGCACUCCACGCCGCCGAAGUUUACGCUGACAUGCAUGGGGAAUUCAUCGCGAUGUGCUGUGCGUACGUUAUCAUCAUCUGCUUCGGCUCAAAUCCAAGGUUUCUGCUGGGGGGGAACGCUUCGACCAGCACAACCCACAGUUUUGAGGUCACUACUGUACUGGUGCAAAUGGGUAUCGAGGUGGUUGCGGAUGUUAUUGCCAUCCCGAUGGAGAUCCGAUUUGGUGUACAUUUUGAGAAGUUACACAAGGACGACGCCUUCCUGGCCAUUUUCAUGGUCCUCGUCGCAGUUGUCAACAUCCACAUCGCUUCUGGUGUUUAUAUGCGUAUUUAA
Messenger RNA from Phytophthora sojae, 1185 nucleotides. RefSeq lists its product as hypothetical. NCBI's taxonomy places the organism in Eukaryota, Oomycota, Peronosporomycetes, Peronosporales, Peronosporaceae. The coding region runs from base 1 to 1185 and encodes 394 amino acids. The record is from RefSeq and is a predicted model, not a curated record. The transcript is spliced from 2 exons.